This is a messenger RNA of Cooperia oncophora, 999 nucleotides long. NCBI's taxonomy places the organism in Eukaryota, Metazoa, Nematoda, Chromadorea, Rhabditida, Trichostrongylidae. The record is from the annotation of a GenBank genome assembly.
AUGAUACGAACAACGCAGAUGGCCGUUGCUCAAGCGAUUGUAGUGAACAGACUGGGUCGAGGUUGGCGUUAUUUUGGACGAAAACAACCGACACGGCGAAAAGAGUUUGUUUCUCAGCCGGGGUCCGACCUUUUUUAUGAGGCUCAGGUGGAAAUACUGAAGUUAUUUGAGGAUUGUCCGUCUGCACCUCUUGGAAUUCAUCGGCUACUCGAACUUUUGAACGCUGAAGAGUCUGCUGAGCAUUCUAUCGGACGGUGGUUUUCUCCUUGCGAAGUCAUCUCAUUAGUAAAGAGAGCGUUGAAACGGUCUGCUUCCCCUUUGACCAGUGAUCUUGCUUUACUGUUAGCCGUCGAUGGAUUGGUUAUAAUAGGUGAAGCUGAGCGUGAGUGUCGCCAUUGGUCAAAGCGCCUGCUGGCAUUCGUCCCUCUCCGUCUAGGCGGUAACAGUGUAAAUCCGGUGUACAUAAACCAUGUUCGUCAGAUGUUGUCGCUCAAAACGUGUCUAGGAAUCCUGGGUGGCAAGCCAGAUCACUCACUUUACUUCAUAGGAUACUACGGACAAAAUGUGAUUUACUUGGAUCCUCACGUGGCACAUGAAUAUGUUCCAAUUUCGAGCUGGGACGACUUGUCAAUACCAACGGAGCCUGUUGAUGGAGAAAAGGUUGGCAAUCACGGUUUUGUUUCUGGUAAAAAGCGUCGGAAACAUCCAAUUGGCACCUAUCACAGUCGUUCCUUUUCCAAGCUGCCCAUCCAAGACAUGGAUCCGAGUUGUGUUGUUGGGUUCAUGUUCAGGACUCGAGAGGAAAUGGACGAGUCGUUUCGCGUUCUCAAUCUCAACCAAGUUGUGGACGUGGAUUUGGGUCCCGGUGAAGGAUCGAAACGUACCAAAGAUCCGUUAUUCACUGUGCAGUACCAAGAAGCAUCAACGAAUGAUUCAUUACGUGAGACAACCGACGACGAGAAGCAACAAGCCCUCGAACAUGGCUUUGAAUUGCUCUAG